Etheostoma cragini (Arkansas darter) is the source of this 1480-nucleotide messenger RNA. RefSeq names its product steroid 17-alpha-hydroxylase/17,20 lyase (gene cyp17a1). NCBI's taxonomy places the organism in Eukaryota, Metazoa, Chordata, Actinopteri, Perciformes, Percidae. The record is from RefSeq and is a predicted model, not a curated record. The coding region runs from base 145 to 1461 and encodes 438 amino acids. Gene Ontology annotation, molecular function: iron ion binding; heme binding; steroid 17-alpha-monooxygenase activity. The transcript is spliced from 7 exons. Gene Ontology annotation, biological process: progesterone metabolic process; hormone biosynthetic process.
AUUCCGAGUCAAGGAUUUGGCAUUGAAGGAGCUGCAUAAAAGGCGGCCCCUGCAGCAGCUCGGGGCCUUCCUGCAGAGCUCCUCUCUGUGAUGCUGGGCCUCCGCUGAGACAGACCCCCUCCGUCAGGGCCCUCUGCUGUGGUCAUGGCUUGGUUUCUGUGUCUCUCUGGGUUUUUGGCCGUGGGCCUGGUUUUGUUGGCUCUGCAUCUGAAGCUCAAGACGUCCGGUCAUGGCCCUCGGGAGCCCCCCCAUCUCCCAGCACUACCCCUGAUCGGCAGUCUGCUGAGUCUGCGAAGCCCGCAGCCUCCUCAUGUGCUUUUUAAAGAACUGCAGAAGAAAUACGGACAGACGUACUCUCUGAUGAUGGGCUCCCACUGGGUCAUCAUCAUCAACCAGCACGUACACGCCAAAGAAAUCCUGCUGAAGAAGGGGAAGAUAUUUGCAGGAAGACCCAGAACUGUAACCACAGACGUUCUGACCAGAGAUGGGAAAGACAUCGCAUUUGGAGAUUACAGUCCAACCUGGAGAUUCCACAGGAAGAUAGUCCACGGAGCUCUGUGCAUGUUUGGAGAGGGCUCUGCCUCCAUCGAGAAGAUCAUCUGUGCAGAGGCCCAGUCUCUGUCCUCCGUCCUGUCCGAGGCAGCAGCUGCUGGACUGGCCCUGGACCUGUCUCCUGAGCUGACCCGGGCCGUCACCAACGUCAUCUGUUCGCUCUGCUUCAACUCGUCCUACUGCCGCGGAGACCCGGAGUUUGAGGACAUGCUUCACUACAGCCAGGGCAUCGUGGACACUGUGGCAAAGGACAGCCUGGUGGACAUCUUCCCCUGGUUACAGAUAUUUCCCAAUGCAGACCUGCGUCUUCUGAAGCACUGUGUUUCAAUCAGAGACCAACUUCUUCAGAAGAAAUAUGAAGAACACAAGGCAGACUACAGUGACCAUGUGCAGAGAGACCUGCUGGACGCUCUGCUGAGAGCCAAACGCAGCGCUGAGAACAACAACACGGCGGAGAUCAGCGCUGAGUCGGUGGGCCUCAGUGACGACCACCUCCUCAUGACCGUGGGAGACAUCUUUGGAGCUGGCGUGGAAACCACCACCACCGUGCUCAAAUGGGCCGUCACGUACCUCAUCCAUUACCCACAGGUGCAGAGACGUAUCCAGGAGGAGCUGGACAGUAAGGUGGGGGAGGACCGGUUCCCCCAGCUCAGUGACAGAGGCAGUCUACCCUACCUGGAGGCCACCAUCAGGGAGGUGUUACGGAUCCGCCCUGUGGCCCCACUGCUCAUCCCCCACGUGGCCCUCAGUGACACCAGCAUAGGGGACUUCACAGUGAGGAAAGGAACUCGCGUCAUCAUCAACCUGUGGUCUCUGCACCACGAUGAGAAGGAAUGGAAGAACCCAGAGCUCUUUGACCCUGGUGAGAGGAAACUGCUGUCAAAUACCAGGUUUUACUCCAGACAGUAAUGCUCUGAAUGUGUUUGGU